Molecule: messenger RNA, 1194 nt
Organism: Trichosurus vulpecula (common brushtail)
Lineage: Eukaryota; Metazoa; Chordata; Mammalia; Diprotodontia; Phalangeridae
Gene: DPF1
Product: double PHD fingers 1
Exons: 12
Coding region: 1-1194 (397 amino acids)
Biological process (GO): nervous system development
Cellular component (GO): nBAF complex
Source: RefSeq, a predicted model, not a curated record
AUGGCCACGGUCAACCCCAGCCCAGUCCGCUUGGGCGAGGAUUUCUACCGCGAGGCCAUCGAGCAUUGCCGCAGCUACAACGCGCGCCUGUGCGCCGAGCGGAGCAUGCGCCUGCCCUUCCUCGACUCGCAGACCGGGGUGGCCCAAAACAACUGCUACAUCUGGAUGGAGAAGACGCACCGCGGGCCUGGUCUGGCCCCUGGACAGAUCUACACUUAUCCGGCCCGCUGCUGGAGGAAGAAACGGAGACUCAAUAUCUUGGAGGAUCCCAGGCUGCGGCCCUGCGAGUACAAGAUCGACUGUGAAACACCCCUGAAGAAAGAGGGGGGUCUCCCUGAAGGGCCAGUCCUGGAGGCCCUACUGUGUGCAGAGACAGGAGAAAAGAAGAUAGAACUGAAGGAAGAAGAAACCAUCAUGGACUGUCAGAAGCAACAGAUGUUAGAAUUUCCCCACGAUCUUGAGGUGGAAGACCUGGAAGACGACAUUCCUCGCCGCAAGAAUAAGGCCAAGGGGAAGGCAUACGGCAUUGGGGGGCUUCGGAAACGCCAAGACACAACCUCCCUGGAGGACAGGGACAAGCCGUAUGUCUGCGAUAUCUGCGGGAAACGUUAUAAGAACCGCCCAGGUCUGAGCUACCACUACACCCACACCCACCUGGCAGAAGAGGAGGGCGAGGAGAACGCAGAACGGCACGCCCUGCCCUUCCACCGGAAAAACAACCACAAGCAGUUUUACAAAGAACUGGCUUGGAUUCCUGAAGCCCAAAGAAAGCACACAGCUAAGAAGGCUCCAGAUGGCACAGUCAUCCCCAAUGGCUACUGUGACUUCUGUCUGGGCGGUUCCAAAAAGACGGGGUGUCCUGAGGACCUCAUUUCCUGUGCUGACUGUGGCCGAUCGGGUCACCCAUCCUGUUUACAAUUCACGGUGAACAUGACUGCAGCUGUAAGGACAUACCGCUGGCAGUGCAUCGAAUGCAAAUCUUGCAGCUUAUGUGGCACUUCAGAGAAUGAUGGUGCCAGUCGCAUGGGUCUUACCCUCCAGGACCAGCUGCUAUUCUGUGAUGACUGUGACCGUGGUUACCACAUGUACUGCCUGAGCCCCCCCAUGGCUGAGCCCCCAGAAGGAAGCUGGAGCUGUCACCUGUGUCUCCGGCAUCUGAAGGAAAAGGCAUCAGCCUACAUCACCCUUACCUAG